AACGUGACAAUAGAUUAUUAAUUAAUUAUACAUUUAAUUACAAAACUAGAAAACGACUACAAAAUGCCCGCGGAAUCAGUUGCGACCAACCAUUUGGGUGCCGGUGACGGCUGUGAGAUGCCUCAGUGGGAGAUGAACGACGAUAUUGUCAUCAGUGGUAUCGCCGGACGGUAUCCCGAGUCGGAUAACAUCGACGAAUUGCGAGACAAUCUGUACAAUAAUGUCGAUAUGAUUAGCGAAGACGAGCGCCGGUGGCCGCUCGGGCUGUACGGACUGCCCACCAGAAGCGGCAAAAUAAAGGAUUUGAGCAAAUUUGACGCCCAGUUCUUCGGUGUGCACGGAAAACAGGCUAACCUUAUGGACCCUCAGGCGAGACUCCUCCUCGAACUCACCCACGAAGCCAUGGUUGACGCCGGAAUCAAUCCGCAGACCCUUCGCGGCACCCGAACCGGCGUUUACAUCGGCGCCUGUGUCUCGGAAGUCGAGGAAGGCUUAGCUAUGGAUAUAUCGAAAGUGUCGGGAUAUGCGCUCACGGGUUGCAGUCGAUCCAUGUUCGCCAACCGUAUCUCCUAUACCUUCGACCUCCAGGGGCCCUCCUAUUCGAUGGACACGGCCUGCUCUUCUAGCGCGCUGGCCAUCAGUCAGGCGCUGCUCGGCCUGAGAACCGGUCAGUGCGACGCCGCCGUCGUGGGCGGUGUGAACAUAUGCCUCCGCCCGGUGUCGGCCCUCCAGUUCCACAAACUGAAUAUGUUGGCGAUGGACGGCAAGUGUAAGUUCUUGGACGAGAGCGCCAACGGAUACGUUCGCGCGGAGACCUGUUCCGUCAUCUUCUUGCAGAAGAAAGCGGACGCCAAACGCAUUUACGCCACUGUUUUGCACGCGAAGACCAACACCGACGGCUAUAAGGAUGAGGGCAUUACCUACCCGUCCUCCUACUCGCAGGCGGCGCUUAUGUUGCAGACGAUCAAAGAGGCGAAAGUGAAUCCCAAUGAGAUUAGAUAUAUCGAAGCGCACGGCACCGGCACCGGUGUGGGCGACCCGUCCGAGUCGCGAGCCAUCGCCGACGUCUUCUGCAAAGACCGUAAGGAACCGCUGCUUAUCGGAGGCGUGAAGUCGUGUUUAGGACACUCGGAGCCCGCGUCGGGACUCAACUCUGUGGCCAAAGUGUUGCUGACCUUCGAGAACAAAUGCAUUCCAGCGAAUCUGAACUUCAAUAAACCCAAUCCCAACAUUCCGGCCCUAAUGAACGGCUCACUGAAACCCAUAUUAGAGAACACGCCGUUUGUGGACAGUAUAGUUCCCGUCAACUCGUUUGGUUUCGGUGGAGUCAACGUUCAUAUUCUGCUGAAACCCCACAACAAAGAGAUGACUGAAGAGAACUACAAGAUUAUCGAAAACAUUCCGCGAGUUAUUCCCAUUUGCGGCCGAACUGAGGAAAGUGUGAACAAUAUCUUCGACUUUUUGGAGCAAAACCCCAAGAAGUUGACCCGCGAUUUGUUGGCCCUCUUGUACGACAUCUCGCAGACGACAGAGUCUUCGGGACUGAAUUAUCGCGGAUUUCUUUUGGCCAAAAACAACGAGGAAGAGAAGGCCCUCUCAUUCACGCGGGAAGUGACUCGCGUUCAGGAGAAGAGACCCGUUUGGUUCGUCUUCUCAGGAAUGGGCAGUCAGUGGACGGCAAUGGCGAAGGGAAUGAUGAGUUUGGAUGUCUUCAACAAAUCCAUCCAACGAUCGGCACAAACUCUGAAACCAUUGGGCGUGGAUUUGCUGCACCUGUUGCUCAGCGACGACGAGCAGGCGCUCGAGACAACUGUCGCCCCAUUCGUGGCCAUCGCCGCCGUGCAGAUAGCGCUCGUGGACUUCCUCCGGGAGAUGGACAUCGAGCCGGACGGCAUUGUCGGCCAUUCGGUGGGUGAGUUGGGCUGCGCUUACGGCGACGGUGUGUUCAACGCCGAGCAGAUGCUGUUAGCGGCCUAUUGGAGAGGAAAGUGCGUCGAAGACGCCAAACUGCCGCGCGGUCUGAUGGCAGCCGUGGGCCUGACCUGGGAAGAGGCCAAACGCCGGUGCCCUAAGGGAGUGGUUCCCGCGUGUCAUAACUCGGAGGAUUCGGUGACCAUAUCGGGCGCAUACGACGAGACCCUCAAGUUUCUGGAGGAACUGAGAGCCGAAAACGUCUUCGCCCGCGAAGUGAAGAGCUCUGGCGUGUCGUUCCACAGCUACUUCAUGGAGGCGAUCGCGCCGUCACUUCUCGCGAAACUCAAACAAGUCAUCCCUAACCCUAAGCCCAGAAGCCAACGAUGGGUCAGUUCGUCUGUACCGGAGGCCCGAUGGGGCGAAGAGUUGGCCAAAUACUCGGCGCCGGCCUAUUACGUGAACAACUUGACAUCACCCGUACUGUUCCAGGAGGCCAUCCAACACGUGCCCAAGAACUCAAUCAUUAUUGAAAUAGCGCCGCACUGUCUCCUCCAGGCGAUCCUGAAGCGAUCACUCGGCUCCGAAAUCUCAUACGUGGGUCUCAUGAAGCGAAACAACAACGCCUCGAACCUGGAUAUGGCGCUGUCGGCCAUCGGAAAGCUGUAUGAGUUGGGACUGAACCCCCGCAUCGACAAACUCUACCCGAAGGUGACGUAUCCGGUGGCGCGCGGCACCCAAUCCAUCAGUCCGUUGGUGCGUUGGGAUCACUCACAGAACUGGUUGGUCACACUCUACCCGGAGUUCUUCAACCCCAGCAGCUCUUCGGAUUACACCGUGAAAGUGGAUCUCCAGGAGAAGAACGACGAGUACUACGCGGGCCAUUGCAUCGACGGCCGCAUACUGUUCCCGGCGACCGGGUAUCUGAUGCUCGCGUGGCAGAUGUUGGCCAAAAUGAAGGGCCUCUUCUACGACAAGAUGCCCGUCGAGUUCGAGAACGUGACUCUUCACAGGGCGACUAUACUCCAAAAACAGGGUCAGACAAAGUUCGUCAUCCGUAUGAUGGAGACGAGCGGCGAGUUCUCUGUGAGCGAAGGCGGAACCAUCGCCGUCACCGGCAGGAUCUUCGUGCCCGACGACGUGGACCUCGGACUGCAGCACCUGCUGACCGACGGCUCCGUUCCCAUUGAGAACCCGUUGAAGUUGGAGCCGAAGGACAUCUACAAAGAGCUCCGAAUCCGAGGCUACGAUUACGGGCCGACAUUCCAGGGCCUCACCGAAGCGACGGCCGACGGACGCAACGGUAAGAUUAAAUACACGGGAAGUUGGGUGGCCUUCGCCGACGCUAUGCUUCAGUUGGGAAUUCUGGGCAAAUCGACGCGCGGUCUCUACCUCCCGGUGCGCUUCCAAUCCAUUCGAUGCGAUCCCACGGUGUUUAACGAAGCCGUCGAAGCGGCCGGCAGUGAGCCUCAGUUGGACAUCGUCUGCGACCCGCGAAUCAACGUCUGUGUGGCGAAGGGACUGGAAAUCCGUGGCCUUAAAGUGAAUUUAGCGCCGCGACGACAAGGCGCUCAGACCCCGUCCCUCGAGAAGUACCGAUUCGUGUCCUACACGGACGAGAAGACUUUGGACGAACCCGAGGCACAGGAGCUCAGAGAGUACAUCGAUGUCUGCUCUUCGUUGGCGCGCAAAGUGUUGGAAGCGUCCGGAAAAACUUCGGCACAAAUCAAAGAGGUGUUGAAUGACUUCACAGAAGCCAAGGAUAGUGUAGUCAAAGACUAUUUGGUGGCUCCUCAAGAGGAACAUGCAUUGCUCCGAGUCUUAAAAGACUUGAUUACAGUCGACAAGAAAGUGAGUCUUAAAGAGAACGUCAAACGAGUUCUCAGCCAAUAUGGGGAUCAGCUCUCGAAGGACGUGAUCGCCAACGUCUCCACGAGACAGACAUUCCUUCGCCCGGCGCUGGAUGUGGUGAUUGAGAACCUCUCGUCACUCAAACUCAACAUUCUUGAGGUCAACUCCAGCCCUCUUAUACUUCACGAACAAAUCAACGCUUUGAUCAACGCUUCCGGUUAUACCCUGGGAGUCAACUAUACAUUAGCUCAUCCGUCGCCCGCCGACCUGACCGUCGACUUGGGUGAGACCAGAAUCGCGGAGUGGAAUGUCGCCAAAUCUAACGUCCCGUUGGAGGCCUCAACCAUCGACUUAGUCGUCUACAAAGACAUCUACUCGUCGGCCAACACGUCCAACGGCGUCAACAUCGAGGCGUUGACCGAAUCGCUGUAUUCGGUGACCAAAGACAACGGCUUUGUGAUCGCGUUAUUGCGCUCUCACUUCACGCCCGCCGAGCGAUUUGUCUACAAAGUGGGUGAUCUCAAUGUCCCCAACACUAAGGCCUCCGAAUUCAUCGCGAAGGCCGAGAAGGUUGGCUUCUCUGUGGUCAGCAAUCAGACCGAUUCGCUCACCUCUUCGGUGGUUUUGCUGCGAAAAGUGGUGACAAAACAGGCCUCCACUCAGAGUAUCAUAAAUGUGACGAAUUCUAAGUACGACUCGUGGGUCGAGACCCUGAAGACCAAAAUCCUGGAGCAUCAGAGCAAACAGAGCGGCGAAAACGUGUGGCUCGUGGCCAACGACACGGUCGCCAACGGUGUGGUCGGUCUCGUGAAGUGUCUGCGUCAGGAGCCGGGAGGCGAUAAGAUUAGGUGUAUAUUCAACGCCAGCAAAUCGGCCAAAGCCAGGGCCGCCUUACCUCCCGUGGCGUUCGACAAAUCAUUCUAUUCGGAUGUCCUUAAGAAGGAUCUCGUGAUGAAUGUCUUCAGAGACGGAAAGAUCGGUUCGUUCAGACAUUUCGAUUUGGGUGACGACCGCCAGAACGAGUCCAUUGACACCGAACACGCCUACCUCAAUGUGACCACAAGAGGCGAUCUGUCGAGUCUGCGCUGGUAUGAGGCGCAGCACAAGUACUGGCCGUCGCUUCCCAGCGCCCACAAGAACCCCAACGAAGUGCUCUGCAGUGUAUACUACGCGCCGUUGAACUUCCGCGACAUUAUGCUGGCGACCGGCAAACUGCCUCCCGAUGCCCUGCCCGGCGAUAUGGCUCUCCAGGACUGCAUUCUCGGUCUGGAGUUCUCCGGUCGCGACCAGACUGGCAAACGAGUGAUGGGAAUGGUAGCCGCCAAGGGAUUGGCCACUACUAUCGUUGUGGACGACCCCGAGUUCCUCUGGAAAAUCCCCGACAACUGGACGAUGGAGGAGGCGAGUACUGUACCCGUGGUCUAUAGCACUGCCUAUUACGCGCUGGUAGUCCGCGGAGGCCUCGAGAAGGGCGAGAGUGUACUCAUCCACUCUGGAAGUGGUGGUGUGGGACAGGCGGCCAUCUCUAUCGCAUUGAGUAUGGGUUGUGAGGUCUACACGACUGUCGGCAGCGACGAGAAGAAGGAGUACCUGAAGAAAGAAUUCCCGCAAUUGACUGACAAAAACUUUGCCAACUCUCGAGACACCAGUUUUGAACAACACGUCCUCAGACAGACGGCCGGCCGUGGAGUAGAUCUCGUACUCAACUCCCUGUCCGAAGAGAAACUACAGGCGAGUGUGCGAUGUCUCGCACAACACGGAAGGUUCCUAGAGAUCGGCAAAUAUGACUUAUCGCAGAACAACCCAUUGGGAAUGUCUGCUUUCCUGAAGAACAUUGCAUUCCACGGCAUUCUGUUGGACGCCCUCUUCGGCCCGUCGUCCUCUCAUUCGCCCGGAAUUAAGGGCCAGAAGCUUGAGGUCGCGAAUCUGGUCAUGAAUGGUAUCAAAACCGGUGCCGUCAGACCCCUCAAGAGAACCAUUUUCUCCAAAACUCAAGCCGAAGAGGCAUUCCGUUUCAUGGCUUCCGGCAAACACGUCGGGAAAGUCAUACUUAAGAUCAGAGACGAGGAAUCCGAGAAAGUGGUGGCGCCCAAGAAAUUGGUGGUCAACGCUCUGCCCCGUACGGCACUGCACCCGCUUAAGUCAUACAUCGUUACGGGAGGUUUGGGUGGCUUUGGACUCGAACUGUCCCACUGGUUGGUCGAGAGGGGCGCCCGAAAACUGGUGCUCACCUCAAGAAGCGGUCCGCGGGAUGCCUACCAACACCUGUGCAUCAAACGUCUUCGCUCUUUCGGGGUCCACGUCAUCGUCUCGAAGGCCGACGCGGCGACCGUUGAGGGCGCGACCCAACUCGUGAAGGAAGCCCUGUCUUUGGGACCCGUCGGAGGGAUCUUCAACCUGGCGAUGGUCUUAAGCGACGCCUUCAUUGACAAACAGAGCGCCGAGUCCUUCAAGACUGUGUGCGGUCCUAAAGUGGACGGUACCGUCAAUCUGGACGCCGUGAGCCGACAAAUGUGUCCGCAAUUGGAUUACUUCGUCGCCUUCUCGUCGGUCAGUUGCGGCAGAGGUAACGCCGGACAAAGCAAUUAUGGUUUCGCCAACUCUUCGAUGGAAAGAGUGUGUGAAUUGAGACGAAGCGAUGGAUUGCACGGUCUGGCCGUUCAGUGGGGAGCCAUCGGAGACGUCGGCGUUGUAUCCGAGAAUAUGGGCGGAAACGAUGUGGUGAUUGGCGGCACUCUUCCGCAGCGGAUGCCAUCGUGUCUCUCAGUAUUGGACCGAUUCCUUCAGUCCGAAGAGAGCGUGUGUUGCAGUCUCGUGAGGGCUGUGCGACAGACGGACACAUCCGGCGGCAAAAAGGCUGACUUAGUGAAGACGAUCGCCAAUAUUCUCGGUAUUAAAGAUCCCGCGAGUCUGAGCCCAACCACCACUUUGGCUGAGAUGGGAAUGGAUUCACUUAUGGGCGUCGAAGUGAAGCAGACAUUAGAGCGCGACUACGAUGUGAUCCUUUCGAUGCAAGAGUUGCGAUCACUGAAUGUCGGACACCUCCAGGAGAUUGGCGGACAGGGAGGCGCAGCGGGUGCCGCUCGUACCGGAUCUACCGAAGCGCCCCUUCAGCUCAAUAUCUCUAUCCCUCGCAUCGGUUUGCCCGACGAGACGGUCGUCCGACUGAACGACGUGAGUGAAGGCAAACCCGUCUUCUUCCUGCCGCCGCUCGAAGGCGUCUUCAAUCUGCUGGAAGUGUUGGCCAAACAAAUCAAACGCCCGGUCAUUGGCCUCAAUUGGACGCUCGCCUUCAAGGACAUGACGACCAUUGAGGAGGCGUCCGCCCAUUACAUCGAAACCGCCAAACGUCUCAAUCCGGACAACCACUUCGAUCUGAUCGGCUAUUCGUUCGGUUCUGUGCUCUCAUUCGAGAUGAGUCUUCAACUGCAGCCCAAGUCUAACGUGAAUCUCAUUCUCCUGGACGGCUCGCCCACUCAGCUGAUGGUCAGCACCGAGCAGUUCCGCGAGAAAUAUCAGGCGAACGACGAGAAGGUACAGCACGUGGAGGCGUUGGUGACGUUCCUCAUGCAGUUCGUGCCCAUCAACUACCAGAAGAUCAAAGCCGAGCUCCUGGCGAUCGGCGAGCAGGACCUCCGGGUCCAGAGGGCGGCCGAGAUAUUCGUGGAGUCCGGCGGACCCAAGAGCGACCCCAAAGACAUUGCGUUGGCCGCCGAGGCCUUCUUCAGGAAAGUGAAAAUGAUGCACAGCUACCGGUUCCACAAGAAGUUUGAUGGCAACGCUCUGCUGAUCCGGGCCGAGGAGUUCAUCGUCAAGAACAACGACGUCCAACUGCCCCACGACUACGGCGUCUCAGAUUCGAUUACCGGCAAAUGCGAGACUCACGUGAUGUCCGGAAACCACAAAACCUUUUUGCUGAACAACUUGGAGAAAGUGGUCGGACCCUUAGGUUUCCUAUACGGUGGCGAUGAGACAGCGCCCGGAAAUGUGGACUUUUAUGACCAGUUAUUAGCGCUUAAAUGGGUGAGAGAUAACAUCCAUGCAUUUGGUGGGGAUAGGGAUGAGAUCACUAUAUUUGGUCAGAGCGCCGGCAGUUGGUCCGUAUCGGCGCACAUAUUAUCUCCUCUAUCAAAGGGUCUGUUUAAGAGGGCUAUUAUGGAGAGCAGGGCCCUUAUGUUCAAUAAGGACAGACCGGCGCUCAGUACUGUUGUUAGUUGUCAUCCUCGCUGA
Oppiella nova is the source of this 7992-nucleotide messenger RNA. NCBI's taxonomy places the organism in Eukaryota, Metazoa, Arthropoda, Arachnida, Sarcoptiformes, Oppiidae. The record is from the annotation of a GenBank genome assembly.